CCGCCAUGGCCAUCUGUCAGUUCUUCCUGCAGGGCCGCUGCCGCUUCGGAGAGCGGUGCUGGAACGAGCACCCCCGCGGCGGCGGGCGCUGCGGCUCCUCCGCGCCCCACCACGCAGGUGCAAGCAGAGGAGGAGGAGGAGGAUGGAGUACCACUAAUCAGAGAUACACUAAUGUUAUCCAGCCAUCUACCUUUAAGUCUAAUACAUGGGGUGGCAGCAGAGAUCAGGGAAGAGGAUUUUUUGGCUCCUCUGAUUUUGGAUCGUCAGGUGGCAGCAGCAGAAAUGCAGACUUUUCACAGAACAGAUUCUCUGCGUUAAUGAACAGUCAAAAUAUUGCUGAUGGCAAUAAAGAUGAAGAUGAGAGACUUCUUGAAUCUGUAGUGAAAGACAUGGAAAUUUGGGAAUCUUCGGGGCAAUGGCCAUUUUCAUCUUAUUCACCUAUGAAGGAAAAGCCAAAUGUCUCAGGUUUUGCAGAUUUCUCUCCAGAAGAGUUGCAUCUGGAGUAUUAUAACUGCCGAGCAAACAAUGACAUUCAAAACUAUAUAGAUUCUGUACAAAAGUUAGCAAAACAGUGGAAAAAACGGCUGUUUCAGCUGAAAACUUCAAAUGCAUCAAAAGCAGCUCUGCUGUCUGAGUUGAAGAACACAGUCACUCAACCAUUGCCUACCUUUGGAUUUGGAGAACAGCAAACACCAAGCUUUGGGGUGCCAAGCUCUCCUGUGAACAGCAGCAGCAGCGCUAGCAGUUUCUCUUUUAAAACAAGCUCCAGCUUUGUCAAUGCAUCAUCUGGCAACACCCCUGCUUUUGGGAGCUCUUCUGCAGGUUGUAAUACUCCUGCAUUUGGUAUGACGUCCUCUCCUACUCUCUCCCAUUCUGUUGGUUUUGGCAGCCCAGUGGCUCCAUCUGCAGCCUCCUUCUCAUUUAAAACUUCUGAAACAACUAGUGGUUUUGGAGCUUCUGGCUUUUCGGGGUUUGGCAGUUCUGCUGUGAACUCUUCAAGCACCGCUUCAUUUACAGCCUUUGGAGCUUUUAAUGCUGCAGCUUCUCCCUCACAUUCAAGCACUGGACAGACUGCCAGUGCCUUUGGACUUAGUAUCACAUCAGCAUCUUCUGCGGUCACAAACAAUACUGUAUCAGAAAAGUUAUUUACACCAAAGAGUGAAUUAUCAGCUGAAGAGUUGAAACAAUUUGAAGCAAAAAAGUUUACAGUGGGAAAGAUUCCUCUUAAGCCACCACCAUUAGAACUUUUAAAUGUUUUUGACUUUUGAGUUCAUUUUGAACUAACAUGGUUUUGUCAUCUCUCCGAUAUCUCAACUACACAAUUUGAUGGUUGAGUAAUGAAAUAGAAUGUUUCCAUUAGAGUUAAUUUCAUUUUAAUUUCUAAGCCUUCUGCAAUAAUUAACUUGCAGACAUGAAAUAUUUUAACACUGAAUUUUAUCGUUCCCAUUUUGGAAUGGAACUUUUACAUCCAAGAAAUGAACUAAUGAAAAUAAAAUUUAAAGUUCCAUUUUA
Apus apus (common swift) is the source of this 1512-nucleotide messenger RNA. It is a transcript of the gene NUP42, whose product is annotated as nucleoporin 42. Lineage: Eukaryota; Metazoa; Chordata; Aves; Apodiformes; Apodidae. The transcript is spliced from 7 exons. Bases 6 to 1268 code for a protein of 420 amino acids. The record is from RefSeq and is a predicted model, not a curated record. Gene Ontology annotation, molecular function: metal ion binding; nuclear export signal receptor activity. Gene Ontology annotation, cellular component: nuclear envelope.